GAGGGGGACGUUAAAAAACUCCUUUCAGACGCUGGAAGACAUCUCAUUCAAAUGACGAGCAAUAAAGUCUGCAAUGGCAACAGCUAUCUUCGAUGUUGCCUCAGCUCCCCUUCCGACAGCGACUCCAGCAACUCACCCACCGUCCGUUUAACCCCGUAGCUUUCGAAUAUGAAAGCAAAAACCCAAUAAACAAAUGCAGACUUCACGGAAGAGAAAGAGAGAGAGAUCGCUUUAUGUAUGAGCAAACGACAAGUGGCAAUCACAGGCUUGGAUCGCCUCUUCAGCUCUAGCUUUUACCUGCUUCACAUGGAUCACCACCCCCGCCACCCUCCUCCUCUGAUCCGGCUCUAAAUGAUUUCAGUCCAUCGUCGUCUCAGCAUCACGGACAUCCUCGGAUCGACCAUAGGCCAAGAACCCUCCAUUCCACCACUCUCAUGAAGUCUUCCCCACCAUGGAAGAUGAAGCAAGAGCGUUCGUGCUGCGGAGGAAGCCCAUCUCCAGCUACCUGUCGUCGCCGGUGCUGCCGUCCGAGCCCGUCGAGCUGAACAGCUUCACGUCCUGCUUCAAGUGGGUGUGCGUCGACCAGUCCAGCCUGUGGCUGACCGGGCUGUCCUGGUCCGUCUUCUUCCUCUUCGCCGUCGCCGUCCCGUUGGCCUCGCAUUUCUUGCUCCAGUGCUCGAGCUGCGACGCCAACCUCCAGCGGCCUUACCACAUACCGGUGCAGAUAUCGCUCUCCGUGUUCGCCGCGAUAUCUUUCGUCUGCCUGUCGCGGUGGUCCCGUAAGUACGGGAUCAGGAAGUUCUUGUUUCUAGAUAAGUUGUGCGACUCGAGCGAUAAUGUUCGUCGCGGAUACUCGCAGCAGCUUCAGAGAUCAGUCAAGCUGUGGACUUGGUUCGUUCUCCCGUGUUUUGCUGUCGAGACGGCAUACAAGCUCUGGUGGUUCAUCGACGGAUCCACCAACAUUCCUUACUAUGGGAAUCUCUACGUGAGCGACACGAUCCUCUGUGCGUUGGAGCUGCUUUCGUGGCUCUACCGGACCUCGAUGUUCAUCCUCGUGUGCGUCCUCUACCGGCCUAUUUGCUACCUGCACAUCCUCAGACUGGAGGACUUUGCGCAUGUCUUCGAGAAGGAAACUGAGGUGGUGUCGAUCUUGAAGGAGCAUCUCCGGUUCAGGAGGACUCUCAGGAUCAUAAGCCACCGCUUCCGAUCAUUCCUUCUCUUGUGUCUCAUAUUGGUCACGGCGAGCCAGUUCACUUUCGUGCUCUUGCUCACCCGUUCCGGCGCUAAUGCCAAUAUCUUCAAAGCCGGGGAGCUUUCACUAUGUUCCGUCAGCCUGCUCACGGGCCUCUUCAUAUGCCUGCGAAGCGCGACGAAGGUCUCGCACAAAGCCCAGUCCAUCACCGGACUUGCAGCGAAGUGGCACAUCUGUGCUACGAUUAACUCAUUUGACGAUAACGAUGGUGAGACGCCCAGAAUUGAGGUCGCUUCCACCCAUGUUUUCCCCGCAGAUGCAGAGUGGGAGUCCGAAGAAGAAGAAGAAGGAGACGGUGACGAUGAUCUCAACAAUGCCAAAAUAAUGCCAAUUUACGCACACACCAUCUCGUUCCACAAGAGGCAAGCUUUAGUGACAUACCUAGAGCACAACAAAGCAGGAAUUACAGUUUAUGGCUUUAUGCUGGACAGGACUUAUCUUCACACCAUAUUCGGGAUUGAAUUCGCUCUUUUCCUAUGGCUGCUGAACAAGACGAUCGGAAUUUCGUAAUCUCGCCGGAAAACAAAGGAGUCGGAGAAUGUUACAGUCGCACUCAAUCCACGUUCUGUAUUUCGGUCAGGUCUGGGAUGUGUAGUGUACACUGUACAGGGUCAUGAGAGUUCUUAUGAAUGCACUGUUUCUGUAGAAGGUAAAGUCAAUUCUCUUUCGCACCACAACACUCGUUGGGUAAUGCAAUUUGAAGAAAAAGGCAUAAUGCCAUUCUGCGUAAAGUUACUUCUCUUUCCAUAUAUAACUUAUUUU
This is a messenger RNA of Eucalyptus grandis, 2014 nucleotides long. RefSeq lists its product as uncharacterized. Lineage: Eukaryota; Viridiplantae; Streptophyta; Magnoliopsida; Myrtales; Myrtaceae. The record is from RefSeq and is a predicted model, not a curated record.